AUGGCAAAGACAACCAGCAUGGUCUGCGUCCUCCUCCUCCUCCUCGCCACGCUGUGCUGUCGGAGCCUGGCUCAGAGAGGCCCAGCCGUGCCGGACAAGUGCUGCUUCAACUUCCAGACAAGAAGGAUCAAGAGAGACAACGUCGUUGCUUGCUACCCCACCAGCCCAGAGUGCCCACACCAGGCAGUGAUCUUCAAGGUGAGGAGUGGGAAGGAGAUCUGCACCCAGGCAAGCAGAGCUUGGGUAAAGAGGUACCAGCAGAGCUUCCAAGUCAGCUCCUACUCCAUCCCCAGCUAG
This is a messenger RNA of Acanthisitta chloris (rifleman), 297 nucleotides long. RefSeq names its product C-C motif chemokine 4-like. Gene Ontology annotation, cellular component: extracellular region. Lineage: Eukaryota; Metazoa; Chordata; Aves; Passeriformes; Acanthisittidae. Gene Ontology annotation, biological process: G protein-coupled receptor signaling pathway; monocyte chemotaxis; inflammatory response. The record is from RefSeq and is a predicted model, not a curated record. The coding region runs from base 1 to 297 and encodes 98 amino acids. The transcript has 3 exons. Gene Ontology annotation, molecular function: chemokine activity; CCR chemokine receptor binding.